Vollenhovia emeryi is the source of this 4227-nucleotide messenger RNA. Its product is annotated as probable phospholipid-transporting ATPase IIB. NCBI's taxonomy places the organism in Eukaryota, Metazoa, Arthropoda, Insecta, Hymenoptera, Formicidae. Gene Ontology annotation, biological process: retrograde vesicle-mediated transport, Golgi to endoplasmic reticulum; endocytosis; phospholipid translocation. Gene Ontology annotation, cellular component: trans-Golgi network; plasma membrane; endosome. Gene Ontology annotation, molecular function: ATP hydrolysis activity; magnesium ion binding; ATPase-coupled intramembrane lipid carrier activity. The coding region runs from base 185 to 3415 and encodes 1076 amino acids. The record is from RefSeq and is a predicted model, not a curated record. The transcript has 12 exons.
CCGCGACGUGAUGUCAUAGCUGUCAUAGCUCCGCCGAUAGAUCGAAUAACGAUAAACGCUCUCUCGGAUAGAUUGUGUCGGAUAGUGCGUUUCCGCGGAACGCGAGGAAACGGCGAACGAGGCGCGCUCGCCAGCGAGUGAGCCGUGCCGCAGGCUUUCCCCCCUGGAGCGGAGUAGCCUCGAAAUGGAGACGCAGAGCAACGUUAUAAGGAUGUCCAAGGAGGACAUCCCGCUGAUAUCCAAACCGCGGAAUUACAGCUCCUGGUCGAGAUGCUGCACCUGGAUGUGGAGGAGAUGCUGCCGAGAACGGGAACUGAGAGCCAGGGUUAUCCACAUCGGGCAGCCUAUGCACGAGAAGUUCCCCACUAAUGUUAUAAGAAAUCAAAAAUACAACGUUGUUACUUUCCUGCCUCUGGUCCUCUUUCAGCAGUUCAAGUUCUUCUUGAAUCUAUACUUUCUGCUCAUGGCUAUAUCCCAAUUUAUACCAGACAUAAGGAUAGGGUACCUGUAUACGUACUGGGGGCCACUGUGCUUCGUCUUAACCGUGACGAUUUUCCGCGAGGCCGUCGAUGAUUUUCGAAGGUACAAGCGGGACAAGGAGGUCAACGCACAAAAAUAUUAUAGACUAGUGAGAGGUUUUAAUACGCCGGAAUUAGUACCAAGCUCGAAAUUGCGCGUGGGCGACUUGGUUAUAGUAGAGAAGGGUCAAAGAGUACCAGCCGACUUAGUAUUAUUACGCACAACCGAAAAAUCUGGCGCGUGUUUCGUGCGGACCGACCAGUUGGACGGGGAAACGGACUGGAAAUUGAGAUUAGCAGUGCCUGCAACGCAAAAAUUGGAGAGCAACUCUCAGCUGUUUGAUAUUAAGGCCAGUCUGUACGUUGAGAAGCCUCAGAAGGAUAUACAUAGCUUCAUCGGCACCUUUUCAAGGUACGACGGGUACAGCAGCGAAGAGAGCCUGGGUGUGGACAACACGUUAUGGGCCAACACAGCUGUGGCGUCUGGUUCCGCACUUGGUAUCGUCGUCUACACCGGUCAGGAGACGCGAUCUCUGAUGAAUCAUUCGGAAAUCCGAUCGAAAGUUGGCCUGCUCGAUAAAGAGAUCAAUCAGUUAACGAAGGUGCUGUUCUGCGCGGUGAUAGGACUCGCGCUUGUAAUGAUGUGCUUAAAAGGAUUCAGCGGACCGUGGUAUCGUUACAUGUUCCGUUUCGUCCUGCUGUUUUCCUACAUCAUACCGAUCAGCUUGAGAGUAAACCUGGACAUGGGCAAGGCGUUUUACGCAUGGUGUAUACAGAGGGAUAAGGAUAUCGCCGGCACGGUCGUGAGGACGACCACGAUUCCGGAGGAACUCGGGCGUAUAUCGUAUCUGCUGAGCGACAAGACCGGCACGUUGACGCAGAAUAAGAUGGUGUUCAAGAAGUUACACCUGGGUACGAUAUCUUACGGCCAGGAGACGUUCGACGACGUGACGUCAGUGUUAAAGACUUACUAUCCCACGGACACGGAGCACUCGCCGGUGAAGCCGAUGUCGUCUGCGUACAGCGGGAAGGUCCGCAGAUCCGAGAACACCCGGAUCUACGAUGCCGUGCAUGCCCUGGCUCUGUGCCACAACGUGACCCCGGUGUACGACGAGGUGAACAAAUCCACGAAUCUGGACUCGGUGAGCGUGCAGACGGUGGAAACCGGAGAUACAGGUUCCAUUCAGAGCCAAACGGAGGCGGAUCAGCAUUACUAUCCGCCGGAACAGAAACGCAAUUAUCAGGCUUCGAGCCCGGACGAAGUAGCUCUGGUGAAGUGGACGGAGGAAAUGGGACUGGCUCUGAUUAAGCGGGACCUAAAUUCGAUGCAGUUGAAAACUCUGAACGGUCAAGUAUUGAAUUACACGAUACUGCAAAUAUUCCCGUUUACGUCGGAGACCAAGCGAAUGGGAAUUAUCGUGAAGGAGGAGUCCAGCUCUGAGAUCAUUUUCUACUUGAAAGGCGCUGACGUUGUGAUGUCUGGUAUUGUGCAGUAUAACGACUGGCUGGAUGAGGUGUGCGAAAACAUGGCGCGCGAAGGUCUCCGAACGUUGGUCGUGGCAAAGAAAAAUCUGACCGAGGACCAGUAUCUCGAUUUUGAAGCAAGAUACAACGCGGCGAGAAUGAGCGUCAGCGACCGUGUAUCGAGGGUCGCCGCGGUGGUGGAGAGUCUCGAGAGAGAGAUGGAAUUGUUAUGUGUAACCGGUGUCGAGGACAGGCUGCAAGACAGGGUGAGGCCUACGCUGGAACUCUUGAGGAACGCCGGGAUCAAGAUAUGGAUGUUGACCGGCGACAAAUUGGAGACCGCGACUUGCAUAGCGAAAUCCUCGCGUCUCGUGUCGCGCACCCAGGGCCUGCACGUCUUCAAGUCUGUCGUGACGCGCACCGACGCUCAUUUGGAACUGAAUACAUUUCGCAAGAAGCAAGAUUGUGCCUUAGUUAUCAGCGGCGACUCUCUGGAGGUGUGCUUGCAGUAUUACGAGCAAGAAUUUCUGGAGCUCGCUUGCAGCUCACCCGCCGUAGUUUGCUGCCGAUGCUCUCCCACGCAGAAAGCCGAAGUUGUGAGUCUCAUACAGAGACACACCGAGAAAAGAACGGCGGCCGUCGGCGAUGGCGGUAACGACGUCUCUAUGAUACAAGCCGCGGACGCUGGGAUAGGUCUUGAGGGUCUUGAAGGAAGACAAGCAUCGCUAGCUGCAGAUUUUUCAAUUUCUCAGUUCAGUCAUCUCGCAAAUUUACUACUAGUCCACGGCAGAAGAAGUUAUAAACGAUCGGCUGCAUUGAGUCAAUUCGUUAUACACCGUGGUCUGAUAAUCUCGACUAUGCAAGCUGUGUUCUCUGCAGUCUUUUAUUUGUCUUCGGUUGCCUUAUAUCAAGGUUUUCUUAUGGUUGGGUACGCCACGAUAUAUACAAUGUUUCCCGUCUUUUCGUUGGUAUUGGAUAAAGACGUGUCAGGAAAGAUAGCGCUUACCUAUCCAGAACUUUAUAAAGAGCUUAGUAAAGGCCGUUCGUUGUCGUAUAAAACAUUUUUUAUGUGGGUUUUGAUAAGUAUAUAUCAAGGAGGAGUAAUUAUGUACGGUGCUCUUAUAAUGUUCGAGGACGAAUUCAUUCAUAUAGUGGCCAUAAGUUUUUCAGCGCUAGUUUUGACAGAAUUAAUAAUGGUCGCUUUAACAAUUAGAACCUGGCAUCACAUAAUGAUGCUUGCAGAAAUCUUCUCUCUAGCGCUCUAUUUAUUAUCGUUGGUCGUCCUGAAGGAUUACUUUGAUGCUGAAUUUAUUAAAACAACAGACUUCUUAUGGAAGGUAUUGGUGAUAACGUUGGUCUCGUGUAUGCCACUGUAUAUCCUGAAAUUUUUGAGGAAAAAGUUUUCGCCUCCCAGUUACACCAAAUUAUCCUAAAAUCUUGUGCGGAAAUUGAUUCGUCCGCGUAUAGAUGACAAGGGAGGAUAAAACAUCAAACAUCGUAACUUGCAAAAAAUUAUAAAACUGUAUACAAAUUUUGUUUAGUUUUAAAAUAUCCCAAAUCCAAUCCAAUUGAAAUAAUUUUUAAUGAAAUAAGAAAAUGCAGUAUAUGCACCGUCUUAUAGCAAUCAACUAUUUUUGUAACAAUCAAUUUUUUACGACGUUAAUCCUAAGGAGGACUAACGUAGCAGGAAGUAAUAAGCGCAAAAACUGAAAACCGGCAAAGUUUCCAAAUUUCUUAUAUCGUGUCUGCACGCCGACUUUAAGGAAAUAUGGAUUGGAUUAAACUUGUUAUAAGCGAAACAAUUUCACAACUCUCCGCAUAAUGUUAAUUCUUCCCGCAAGCUUAUCUUCUACGCAUCUUGGCUUUAGAUUAAAUACAUGACUUUUUAUACUUGAUUUUCUUUAUAUUUUUUGUUUGUGUAUUAAUUUAUUUCUGAACGCAUUGCCAAAAGGAUCGCAUCUUCCAUUUUUAUGUGUUUAUACGUACAUAUUGCGAUAUUUAUAUAUAACUGCUCUAUAUAUAUAUAUAUCAUAUUUUGUGAAAUAUUAAUUCGAUGCGUUCUCUAAUCGUGCACAACAGUAUUUCUCAUGUAUCUAAAUCCUCGAGUAUUCGCAUGGAUCAAUAUAAUCUUAAUUUGUAUAACAAUAACUAAAUGCAUUUUACUAAAGAAAAUGGCUAGAAUUAAUACGAUUAAGGUCUAGAAUUUGAGUAUCGAGAAAUAAAACUGUGAUUUUCGCGAGUCAAA